Messenger RNA from Trichechus manatus latirostris (Florida manatee), 522 nucleotides. RefSeq names its product ureidoimidazoline (2-oxo-4-hydroxy-4-carboxy-5-) decarboxylase (gene URAD). Lineage: Eukaryota; Metazoa; Chordata; Mammalia; Sirenia; Trichechidae. The transcript is spliced from 2 exons. Gene Ontology annotation, molecular function: 2-oxo-4-hydroxy-4-carboxy-5-ureidoimidazoline decarboxylase activity. Gene Ontology annotation, cellular component: peroxisome. The record is from RefSeq and is a predicted model, not a curated record. Bases 1 to 522 code for a protein of 173 amino acids. Gene Ontology annotation, biological process: urate catabolic process; allantoin metabolic process.
AUGAACAUGGAGAAGGUCAACUCCGUGGACUUCGGAGACUUUGUGGAAGUGUUUGGGAAUGUCAUUGAGAGAUGUCCUCUGGCUGCUGCCGCCGUGCGGUCUCAGCGCCCGUUCUCUGAUCUGGAAGACUUAGAGAAGCAUUUUUGUACCUUCAUCGAUGCCCUUCCACGGUCAGGCCAAGAGGGCAUCCUGCGCUGCCACCCGCACCUGGCGGGCCGCGAGCUGCAGCGGGGCACGCUUGCGGCCGAGUCGCAGCGCGAGCAGAGCGCCGCGGGCCUGCAGAACCCGGGCACCGACGAGCGGCGCCGGCUGGCCAAGCUCAACGCGCAGUGCCGCGCACGCUUCGGUUUCCCCUUCGUGCUGGUCGCGCGCCUCCGUGACCCGGCGGUCGUGGCGCGCGAGCUGGAACGCCGGCUGCGCUGCCCGCCGGCGCAGGAGCUGCGCACCGCCCUGGGCGAGGUGAAGACCAUCGGCCGCCUACGCCUCGCCGACCUGCUCGGCGCCGACUGCGCCCGGCUGUAG